This is a messenger RNA of Manihot esculenta (cassava), 1627 nucleotides long. Its product is annotated as serine/threonine-protein kinase-like protein At5g23170. The transcript has a single exon. The coding region runs from base 247 to 1356 and encodes 369 amino acids. Gene Ontology annotation, biological process: protein phosphorylation. Gene Ontology annotation, molecular function: protein kinase activity; ATP binding. The record is from RefSeq and is a predicted model, not a curated record. Gene Ontology annotation, cellular component: plasma membrane. Lineage: Eukaryota; Viridiplantae; Streptophyta; Magnoliopsida; Malpighiales; Euphorbiaceae.
CCUUUUCUUUGACAAAGACACUCUUCGUGCUUUUCCUUUCUUCAAUAAUUUUCCUAUUAUAAUUUCUCCUUUUCAUACCACCUUUAUUCUCUGCAUCUACUCUUUUCUUUUUCUUUUUCCUUUCAUUCCCCAAGAAAAAUUAACCCACUUUCCCUCCAAACAAACAACCCUCCCGUCCUCUCUUUCUUUCUCAAACCCCACCAGGAAUUUCUCUCUUCCCAAACAACAACAAGAAAACAUCCAAACAUGGCAGACUUUGACUAUCAAGAUCUUCUACAGGCCACUGAUGGAUUCUCUCCAUCAAGACUCAUAGGCAAAGGAAGCCAUGGAUCAGUCUACAAAGGAAUACUUUUCCAAGAAAAUAAAGUUCUUGCAAUCAAGAAACCAUCCAUUGGUAUUGAUCAUGUCUCUAAUGACAACUCCAAGAAGCUCGACAACGAAAUAUUUAUAUUAUCAUCUCUACGUGAUCGAAGUCCAUACAUCAUUGGUUUUCUCGGAACGAGUCAUGACUCAGCUGCAGCUUCUAGCGAGGAGAAGAAGAUUAUCAAUAAUAGAAAGCUUCUUGUCAUGGAGUUCAUGCCCAAUGGUUCACUUCAUGAAAUGUUGCAUGGAGCUCAAACUCCACCUUCUUGGCCAAAACGUGUAGAGAUCGCUCUCCAAAUCGCUAGAGCAAUACAAGUCCUCCAUGAAAGCAAGCCUUUGGUUAUACAUAGAGAUAUCAAAUCAACUAACAUUUUGUUCGACUCAAAUUGGAAUGUUAAGUUGGCAGACUACGGACUCGCAGUACUGUCACGAGCCGACUCAUCAAGUCACCAGACGAUUCAACCCGCCGGCACGAUAGGCUACAUAGAUCCUUGUUACACAACCCCAAGCAAAUUGAGUACCAAAAACGAUGUGUUUAGUUAUGGGGUGGUUUUAUUAGAAAUCAUAAGCAGCAGAAAAGCCAUAGACGUCUCAAAGGGACCAGCUUCAAUAGUAGAAUGGGCAGUACCAUUGAUUCAAAAGCAGAGAUUACCCAUUAAAGAAAUCUGUGAUCCAAGACUUGGGUUGCCUCCAUACAUGGAAUCCACGAUAAGAAACUUGCUGAAUUUGGCUGUACGUUGUGUGUCCUCCAAGGAAGAAACUCGCCCAUCAAUCAGUGAACUCAUUAUGGGAAUGGGUAGCCAUUGCUUGGUUGAAAGAGUAAACAUAGCACCAAACCCCAGAAGCUGGACAAGCCUUGUAAGGAGUUUGAUUGUGAUGAGAAAGAAAAGAAGAUUAUCAAAGAAAUGGCAGGGAAAAUGUGAAGAAUAUAGUGAGAUUUCAAAAGGGAAGAUUUUGUUGAGGGAGAUAUUGGCUGAUAUUACACUGAAAUGAGUUGGAGAUGAUAAAGAAGUGAGUGAGUGAACUCGAGUGAGUCAAAUGGGAAAUGGGUUUUGGAUUAAAUAAUGAAGAGAUGAAGCUGCAGAGAAUGGAGUCCAAACAGAAGAUUCCCAAAUGUUUGUGGGUGAGGAAUAUAACAAAGAUUGAUUUGAUGGGUUGUCAUUCUAUUGUGAUGUUACAACUCUGCUUUCUUUUCCUUUAUUAUCCUUUUAUUAUUUGUAUAGGAUAUUCUACGUAUAAUUAUUUAAUACCAAUUUUUUUUUUU